GGAGUGUAGAAUGUAUCACAUCCAUCAAACAGGCAGCAUUCUCAUCUAUGAUGGAAAUUGAUGCGUGACUGAUCAGGGAUAAUGAUGGCGGACUGAUUCUCCCACAGAAAGCAGAGCUUUUCCAUUCCAACUAAGCAAAGGAAACACUAACCUUCUGAAAUGAAGUUAGCUUGACAAGCUCACACCAGGUAACCCAAAAGCUGCUCCUCUGUGCCAAGGACGACAAAGAAACUGGCACUUCGGGGACCCAAAGUCAGCAGAAAAGCACCCUGUUUUCGUGGUAACAGAUGGAAGCCUUUACUCUGUAAGGACUAAUUUGCUGAGGAGAACUAGGACAAGAUGAAAGAUCCGCUGUUUGUGAUCUGUUUGUUAGCAGGACUCGUACUGACUGGAUCUAAGUGGACAGAGGCGUGUCUUAAGCUCUGCAAAUGUGGAAUCAAACCUUGGUUUUCUCACUCAUCCUUUUAUUUUGAGGCUUUAACUGUGGACUGUAAUGAUCUGGGACUUGUUUCCGUUCCUGAGACACUACCGUCGGACACACAUGUUCUUCUGUUACAGAGCAACAAUAUUGGAAAUAUUAAAAAACCCUUGGAUUACAUGGUAAACCUGACUGAACUGAACCUGUCGCAGAACAAUGUCUCUUCUCUUGGCGAUGUCUUUCUUGGUAAACUUGCUCAGCUUCUGUCUUUUCACCUGGAAGAAAACCGGAUAACAAGCCUUUAUGAUAACAGCUUUGCCCACCUACCGAGUCUUCAGGAACUCUACAUCAACCAUAACCUUGUCUCGCAUAUCAGUCCUAUGGCUUUUCAUGGACUUGGCAACCUCCUGCGACUCCAUCUCAACUCAAACCAUCUGCAGGUCAUCCGACAAGAAUGGUUCCAUCCACUUAACCAAUUAGAAAUACUGAUCAUCGGGGAUAACCCAGUUGUUCAGAUACAAGACAUGAAUUUUAAGCCACUCUGCAAUCUCCGUAGUCUUGUCCUAGCAAGAAUGAACCUUACGGAAAUCCCUAAUGAUGCUCUGGUAGGUCUGGAUAAAUUGGAAAGUAUAUCGUUCUACGAAAACAAGUUUGCCAAGGUGCCCCGAGAUGCCCUUCGAAAGCUAAAAAGUCUUAAAUUUUUGGAUCUUAACAAGAAUCCAAUCGAAAGACUUACUCAAGGCGACUUUUCUGAUGUCAUCCAUCUGAAAGAGUUAGGAAUCAACAGCAUGCCGAAGUUAGUCUCGAUUGACAGCUUUGCUGUCACGAACCUUCCUGAGCUGACCAAGAUUGAGGCUACCAACAACCCCAGACUGUCGUACAUCCAUCCCAAUGCCUUCUAUAACCUUCCAAGACUGGAGACCCUGAUGCUCAACAACAAUGCCAUCAGUGCACUCCACAGCGUCACGAUCGAGUCCCUGCCCAGCCUCCAGGAGGUGAGCCUGCACUCCAAUCCAAUUCACUGCGACUGUGUGGUCCGUUGGAUCAACAUGGACAAAACUAAGAUCCGCUUCAUGGAGUCGGAUGCUCUUUUGUGCACAGGUCCUCCAGAGUUCGAAGGUCGACAUGUCAGGGAUGUGCACUUCCGAGAGAUGAUGGACAUCUGCCUUCCUGUUAUUUCUCCUGAAAGCCUUCCUGAGCGUAUCACAGUCCCUGCUGGUCAGUCAGUCUCAUUACACUGCAGGUCGUACGCUGAACCAAAUCCAGAGAUCUACUGGGUAACCCCUUCAGGAGAAAGAAUCUUACCGAGGAUGGUGUCGAACAAGUAUUUUGUGCAUCCUGAAGGAACGUUUGAGAUAUCCAACAUUUUGGAGCGAGAUGCAGGCCGGUACACUUGCAUUGCACAUAAUCUCAUUGGAGCUGACACGAGGUCUGUUUCCGUGGCUGUAAACGGGCACUUUCCAGAACCUUUAAACAGAUCUUUAGAUCUACACAUCGAUGGAAUACAACACCACUCAGUAAAGAUUUCUUGGGUCCCACCUAAGAGCAGCCUUGUGUCGAAUAUCAAGUGGUCCACUAUGUUGAUCUCAAACCGCCCUUCCGUAUGGUUCACGGCACGUGUCCCGGCUGAUGCGAAGAUAUUUAAUCUGACAGAUUUGCUUCCCCUUACGCAGUAUGAGGUGUGUGUUGAAAUUACAGAUUUGCAAAAAAGGCAGCUCAGGAAUUGUAUGAACGUCAGUACAACAGACCAAGCUGCUUCAGUUCACAAAUCUGACAAGGAUGAAGCGUUGAUCAUCAGCGCCAUCGGUCUGCUUUUGAUGACAUCCACCGUGACAUGUUUACUCAUCUACAAGUCUCUCAGUAGUGAUCAUUUUUACACAAAGUUAAGUAACAAAGAAGCCAAAAUACCACAAAGUCCAACCCCCUUUCAACCGUCCCACCCUGAUCAACUCUGGAAACCAGAAGCGGAUGCAUCAGUCCUGGACUUAACAAACGAUACAAUCUAAAAAAAAAAACACUUCUGUGAUGAAACAACAAAACAAAAUGCAAUGGACACAAGACUUUGAUAGACAUUUUCCAUUGUUGUUUCAAAGUAAACCUGCGAUAACACAGUAACACAGCAAAAAAGGAAUACAAGACUCAGGAGUCGUCAUCGUGGAACAAUGUGACAUUGUCUAAACUCGACACUUCCUUUAGUCUAAAUGUCACGUAUGGGAAUCAAUCCACUCGAGCUGCCUGGUGAGAAAUGUUCCUUCAGACAGGAUCAAGGCUCAGAACAUUAAAGCUUGUGUCUGAAUGCCUGACUGUUCAUGUAUAAUGCAGAUCCACGGUAGCUUUUGUUUCUAUUGUGGGCUUGUAGCAAUACUAUCUGCUCUGUUUUAGUGGGAAGCUAAACAAAAUAAAUUUUAUGAUCCGCUACGCUCAUAGAGUAGAUGACUAAAGUGUACAGAUGUUAAAGACUUUGUGGCAGAAAUACAUUUAUAUAAAAAAACUACAAACUGGUCGUCUGGAAUCUCAGGAAAGCAACGAUUUUCUGCUACAAUCUUUCACAUUUUUAUCAGGCACUUGAGACUAUGUUACAAAACAGGGUGUCCACAAUAACCCUCAAGUCAAUACUUAGGAAAACUUUUUGUCCACCUUAAAUGUCAUAAAAUAUGGAUUUAUUUUAAUGUGAAAAUACAUGUGAGAAAAACUGAGGACUUUUUUUUAUUAUUUACAUAAACUUUACAUUUUCUCAUGUUAGCUUGUUUCUCUAGAGGGAAAAUAAAGCAAUUAAACACUCAUCUAGCUUAUACAUGAGUACUAUGUCAGACAAGGUGUUUUAAGGAUCUGCAUAAACCCCUAAAAUGUUGUAUCAAUCAUGUACUUUUUGACCACAUGUGAGGUAUGGACACCUUUGAGGGGUACAAAAGACAAAUCAAUAAGCUAUUAAGUGAAUAAAAUGCAAUUUUAGUCUAA
Messenger RNA from Trichomycterus rosablanca, 3376 nucleotides. It is a transcript of the gene lrrn3a, whose product is annotated as leucine rich repeat neuronal 3a. Bases 340 to 2424 code for a protein of 694 amino acids. Gene Ontology annotation, molecular function: protein binding. NCBI's taxonomy places the organism in Eukaryota, Metazoa, Chordata, Actinopteri, Siluriformes, Trichomycteridae. Gene Ontology annotation, cellular component: extracellular matrix. The record is from RefSeq and is a predicted model, not a curated record. The transcript is spliced from 2 exons.